This is a messenger RNA of Brenthis ino (lesser marbled fritillary), 453 nucleotides long. Lineage: Eukaryota; Metazoa; Arthropoda; Insecta; Lepidoptera; Nymphalidae. The record is from the annotation of a GenBank genome assembly.
AUGAGCCCCGCCCCGCAGCCGAGCGACGAGCCGGGAGACGCGGACGGCGGCUCGCGCGACCUCGCCUCGCAGAAUCUUCAAAAAAAGCGCACGGAACGUCGGGGACGGCUGAGCUCCGACGUCGCCAAAAAGAAGGGUGACACGAAAAGCAAUCUGAUCUUUAAGGUAACGAGGGCGCGCAUGUGCUCGUUCGCCCGCUUAGCAUGCAGCCGGCGCCGCCCGGCGUCCUUACACGCUCGCUUCGCUUCCUCUUUCGUUGGCGUUUCUGUUUCCGACCCUCCCGUAGGCCGCGCGGGCGGAGGCGCGCGAGGCGGCGGGCAGGGCGUCCGCGGCGGCUUGGGAAGCCCUGCCCGUAUGCCCGCGAUCGCAUGCUCGCUCGACGACUCGUCUCACGCGUUCAUAUUUUAUUUCUCACUUUUACAAGAACCCAUCGGUAGAAAUCAUCGCGAUGCU